Molecule: messenger RNA, 940 nt
Organism: Brassica napus (rape)
Lineage: Eukaryota; Viridiplantae; Streptophyta; Magnoliopsida; Brassicales; Brassicaceae
Product: ATP-dependent Clp protease adapter protein CLPS1, chloroplastic
Exons: 3
Coding region: 329-793 (154 amino acids)
Biological process (GO): protein catabolic process; proteolysis
Source: RefSeq, a predicted model, not a curated record
CUCUUCAAUUCUAUCUCAGGUUCACCCUUGUGUGGGUAUCAUCUAUCAUCGGAUUAUUUUUUGCUCUGCUCAAUGAAAGUUUGAAACUUUAUCAGCUUAAUUGAAGCUAUUUGAAUUUAAUAUUCCUGUGCGAACAAAAAAAAAAAAAAAUCAGAAGUAGAACUGUUUGUUGGAAGUGAAUCUGAUUGGUUCUGAAGAUCGUACAAAACAUACGUUGAUGUUUCUGAAAAUGUAUUUUUUAUAAAAAAGAUUCAGACUUUUUUUUUUUGGCUUUUGUAGUCUUGGUUUGGUUUCAGCUAUAUGCUUCGAUUGAGUCUUUUUGAAUGUUAUGGACGAGAUUGUUAGCUCCAGACUAUUGGUUUCUAAGGGGUUAAGGGACAAACACUCUGUCUCAAAAGGACCAUGCGUUAAUAACCGUGGAGUUCUCAUGACCAUGUCUACGUACGCUGCAUUGGGUAAAGGAGGUGGUGUGUUGGACAAACCAAUUAUAGAGAAAACUACUCCUGGUCGUGAAUCCGAGUUUGAUUUGAGGAAAUCAAAGAAGAUGGCUCCACCAUACAGGGUGAUACUACACAACGACAACUUCAACAAGAGGGAAUAUGUGGUUCAGGUGUUGAUGAAGGUCAUACCAGGCAUGACUGUUGACAACGCAGUUAACAUUAUGCAAGAAGCCCACAUCAACGGUUUGGCAGUUGUGAUCGUCUGUGCUCAGGCCGAUGCAGAGCAACACUGUAUGCAGCUUCGCGGUAACGGCCUUCUCAGCUCUGUUGAACCUGAUGGUGGAGGCUGCUGAAAAACAACUAGUUUAAAUUUCGUAUAGUUUCCACAACUCUAUUUAGUCCAAAAAAAAAGAAUAUGUAUAUAAAAAUCAUAACUUUGGUACUAAGACUGUUACUAUAUGCAGUGGACUUUGCUUUAUAAAUCUUUUGUUGAGUUUAUC